GACGACCCCGCCACUCGUUCUUCCUGCGCCGACCGGCCCGUGUCUAGGGGUUAUGUAACCCCGCGAUGAGCUGAGCAAGGCAGGCAGCCUGAUGUUGACUACCCGGGUGCGUCGCUUCUGCCACCGCUUGGGACAUUCAUGAUUCCUGUGUGUGCGGACAGUUUCAGAAUUUGAGGACACCCAGAGUGCCCUCCUAUCGCUUCAUAUUGUCUCUGCAUUCAACACGUUCGGCCACGUGUUGAUGCCCAUCGCUGCUGCCCAAACAUUAGCCAUUGGCUUGCGCUCCAGGCUGCAGCGCGCCAGGUGUUUUGGAGCCCAUCUGGCAUGUCGCCGCCCAAAUACCUGUUUCCAUGGCGGACGACUGCCGAGGUCCCCGCCCCCAAACCAACGCUGGAAUCAACGGAGUGCAUGCCUCAGGCGGCGCGCACGUGGAUGCCAGAAUUGAUAUCGACAACUCGUACAACAAGCAGUUGAUUGUCAACCUGUAUUUAAUCUUCCUCAAAGAGUUCACUCCGGAUCCCAUGAAGGCCUCACAGUUGCAACACCGCCACAUCCGAGACUUUGUGAUACAGUCCCUGCGCGCCAGCUCAAGCGGUGAAGGGGUCGCAUUGCAAAUGCAAGACCCGGCCGCUCUGGAGGACGAAACAAACCCCGUGAAGACCCCAGCCCAGACACAAUUGUGCCUUGACGAGCUUGUCAACGCCUCAGCGGUCUGUUCAAGGAUAGAAGGCCACGAGGGCGUCUACGCAGGCUACAAACGCGGGUAUGACCUUCAUGACUCGAUGUCGUUCCCGGAAAGGAUCUCCAGGACAUGCAAAGAAGCCCACCGGGACAGCAUCCAGGAGGCACUCAAGCAGUGGCUCGUCUCGUCAACCCGCUCCACGAUUUUGACAAUAGAUGGGUCCGAGUACACUCACAUCCACAACUGGCCGACCCGCUUCGCGGUGGAGGCAGUUCGUGACGCCGAAGCGAGGGGGCAGCCCGUCUGCCACCACUUCUGCGGCGCGCGGCCAAGAGAUUCCGAGGCCUGGCCGCCUCUCGUCGUGCGUCACCUGCUUGCGCAACUCCCCAUCGUGCACGACACAGGACCAACGAACGGCAGCGUUAACGGGCGGCAAGAAAGACUCAGUCUGCUUGACGGCGACGGCAUCUUAAAUGCUAGCCCCGCCAGCAUUCUAUGGAUGGUGUUUAGGGGCCGCAUGGUAAGAGCCAACAUCGAUUCGGUGACCAUCGUCCUCGACAGAAUCGACGCUCUGUACGGGCGGUGCAGGAGCAAUGAUCAGGCGUUAGAGAGCUUUGCCGAUUUCGUGGACGGUUUGAGAUGGCUCAUGCAUUCAGGGCCGGCGGUACGUGUCAUGGUGACGAGCGGCUCAUCAGAGCCGCUGGAGCAGAUCCGACGAGGUGUUUUAGCGGGGGAAUCAGGAGAUCAGGGGGCUGGGUUGGAUUAGAUUAGGUAGGCGUUAGGAGUCAUAAAUGUAACAAAUCAAUCAGUUCAUUUUGUGUGGGUUGUAAGAAGGACGAAGUGGCCCUGGGACUGUGUGCCCAGGGGAUGACG
This is a messenger RNA of Chaetomium strumarium, 1555 nucleotides long. RefSeq lists its product as uncharacterized. Lineage: Eukaryota; Fungi; Ascomycota; Sordariomycetes; Sordariales; Chaetomiaceae. The record is from RefSeq and is a predicted model, not a curated record. The transcript has 2 exons. Bases 351 to 1448 code for a protein of 365 amino acids.